This is a messenger RNA of Benincasa hispida (wax gourd), 1020 nucleotides long. RefSeq lists its product as uncharacterized. NCBI's taxonomy places the organism in Eukaryota, Viridiplantae, Streptophyta, Magnoliopsida, Cucurbitales, Cucurbitaceae. The record is from RefSeq and is a predicted model, not a curated record.
GAAGAAGAAGAAGUAAGUGCAACUACUUUUAAUUCAAGGUUAUACAAAAAUUAACCAUGACUCAAAUAAAUUAAAGUUGGGUUAUGGAAGUAAAUAUAAAAAAAAUCAAUGAAAAAAAUAUACUCUUUCUGUGUAGUUCAACCAUGACAUGUUAGGUGAUCGAACUAUUUAUUAAGCUCUAUUCAAAUUGGCACCAAAAGAAGAUUUAUACAUUCUAUUAAAUUUUAAUGGUCUAAAAAAGAAAAAAGUUUAUUAGUUGGAAGAGAGUGACAUACCUCCAAUAUAGAGGAAAAUUAAGUAAAUGAGAUAUUUUGUGUUCUAAUAACUUAAUUUUUGAAAGAGGGGAGUUUUUUUAGGGAGGCUUAGAUAGUAAAAGGGGAAGCAAUGGAGAAGGCAAUGGCAAAAGUCGGAAGUUUUUGGAUAUCAAAGAAAGCAAAGCAAGGGAUCACCAGUAUCACGGCUGAAUUUUCAUCAUUCUCCAAUGCUAUAGAGGGCAAGGCAAAAUCGACAUUUGAGAAGAUUAAAGGGAAGCCGCAGAAAUCACUGCCGGAGCUACUCCGAGAGCACAAUCUUCCGGCAGGAUUGUUCCCAAAGAACAUAAUCUGCUACGAAUUGGAGGAAUCGAAGGCAAGGCUGGUGGUGCAUUUAGCGUCGGCGUGUGAGGUUAGCUUCAAGGACUCGUCAAUCGUGAGAUACGCUACUCGCGUCAAGGCAACGCUGUCGGAAGGGAAAUUGAGUUCGGUUGAAGGAAUGAAGACCAAAAUUGUGGUGUGGACCAAAGUCACCGCCGUCUCCGUCGAGAGUUAUAAGUCGGAGAAGGUCUGCUUUGUCGCCGGAAUCAAGAAAUCGCGGCUCAAAGAAGCCUAUGAAAUGCCUCGUCAAGCUGUCAGGGUUAACGAUUUCUGAAUGUACGGCUAAUUUUGGUUUAUGACCCUGAAAUUAUCUGUUAAUUAUACAACAUUUAUAUUUCCUCUUUUUUUUUUUCUUUUUGGAAUAUUAUGAUUUUCAAAAAUAUAAAAA